Lytechinus pictus (painted urchin) is the source of this 801-nucleotide messenger RNA. RefSeq lists its product as uncharacterized. Lineage: Eukaryota; Metazoa; Echinodermata; Echinoidea; Temnopleuroida; Toxopneustidae. Gene Ontology annotation, molecular function: nucleic acid binding. The coding region runs from base 1 to 801 and encodes 266 amino acids. Gene Ontology annotation, biological process: DNA integration. The record is from RefSeq and is a predicted model, not a curated record. The transcript has a single exon.
AUGCCACAUGAGUUUACUAGUGCUGCUGUUGUCAAUGCAACACGUCAGUUGUUUGCUGAACAGGGUGUCCCAGAACGCAUCAUCAGUGACAACGGUAGACACUUUGACUCCUCCACCUACAGAGAGUUCGCAACACAGUGGGGAUUUAACCAUGAGACUUCCUCUCCCAACUACCCCAGAUCGAAUGGCUUCAUUCAGCGGAUGAUCCAAACUGUGAAGAACACGCUCAAGAAAGCUAAGGCGAGUGGCAUAGACCCUAACAUGGCUCUGCUGUGUAUCCGUGCCACCCCAAUAGAUAGCUGCAUCCCAAGUCCAGCUGAGCUACUCUAUGGAAGAAAGAUGAAGAAUAAUCUCCCUGUGAGAAUUCCAAACAACGCUUCAUACCGCGACAAUGUCUACCGGCGCUUACAACAGAGACAGGAGACCCAGAAGUACUACCAUGACAAGUCGGCACAUGACUUACCACCUCUUACAGCUGGUCAACUUGUCAGAGUCCAGGACCAUCGAACUGGACAUUGGUUUCCAGCUACUGUCCGAGACAAACUUCCAGAGCCUAGAUCCUACCUGGUGGAGACGCCAAAUGGUCGUCUAUUGCGAAGGAACAGAAAACAGCGUGCAGAUGCCCGACAUAGGCUUCCUCACCGUGACCUGGUGAUACCAGCACCAAAUGCAACACCUGAAGACAAGGCUACUGCACCACCAUCUCCCUUGUCUCGUCAGGACUCGCCCCCACAUGCUGAUGGCCCAAACAUCACCCACAGUGGCCGUCAUGUUAAGAAGCCUAACAGGCUCACCUAUUGA